Messenger RNA from Chara braunii, 1394 nucleotides. The record is from the annotation of a GenBank genome assembly. NCBI's taxonomy places the organism in Eukaryota, Viridiplantae, Streptophyta, Charophyceae, Charales, Characeae.
GAGAGAUGGCUACCACAUCCAAGGAAGGCAGCAGGCGCGUAAAUUACCCAAUCCUGACAUAGGGAGGUAGUGACAAUAAAUAACAAUACUGGGCUCUUUCGAGUCCGGUAAUUGGAAUGAGAACAGUCGUAAACUCCUUGAACGAGGAUCCAUUGGAGGGCAAGUCUGGUCCGCGGUAAUUCCAGCUCCAAUGGCGUAUAUUUAAGUUGUUGCAGUUAAAAAGCUCGUAGUUGGAUUUUGGGUGGGAGGGGUUGGUMCGCUCUUGCGGGCGUGUACCGGCCCUUUCGCCUUUCUUGCUGGGUAUGCGUUCCUUGCCUGUAUUGGCUGGGAUCCAGAGCCGGCSCUGUUACUUUGAAAAAAUUAGAGUGUUCAAAGCAGGCCUGUGCUCUGAACAUAUUAGCAUGGAAUAACGCGAUAGGACUCUGGUCCUAUUUCGCUGGUCUUCGGGAUUGGGGUAGCAUUUGCCAAGGACGUUCUCAUUAAUCAAGAACGAAAGUUGGGGGAUCGAAGACGAUCAGAUACCGUCCUAGUCUCAACCAUAAACGAUGCCGACUAGGGAUUGGCAGAUGUCCAUUGGAUGACUCUGCCAGCACCUUGUGAGAAAUCAAAGUUUACGGGUUCCGGGGGGAGUAUGGUCGCAAGGCUGAAACUUAAAGGAAUUGACGGAAGGGCACCACCAGGCGUUCCCUGGAAGGGGACGCCGAAGAGGGUGACAGCCCCGUCGACCGCCGGACCCUGCUGCACAACGAGGUGUUGUUCAAGAGUCAGGUUGCUUGGGAUUGCAGCCCCAAUUGGGUGCCAAGCGUUCAUAGCGACGUUGCUUUUUGAUCCUUCGAUGUCGGCUCUUCCUAUCAUUGUGAAGCAGAAUUCACCAAGUGUUGGAUUGUUCACCCACCAACAGGGAACGUGCGCUGGGCUUAGACCGUCGCGAGACAGGUUAGGGGUCUCCCCUACCGGCCUCUCGGCGAUCUCGCCUCUUCGCUUGUUGGGGAAUGUGAGCUGGGCUUAGACCGUCAUGAGACAGGUUAGUUUAACCUUACUGAUGCACCGCGGUCGCAAUGGUAAUCCAACCCAGUACGAGAGGAACCGUUGGUUCGCACAAUUGGCAAUUGUGCUUGGCUGAAAAGCCAGCGGUGCAAAGCUACCGUGCGUGGGAUUAUGACUGAACGCCUCUAAGUCAGAAUCUGUGCUUGCAGCGACGGCGUAUGCCUCCUCAGAUGACGCAAGGUUGUCGAUAGGGCCAGCCCGUCUGGCCCCGAAAGCAUAAGUUCGGAGUUGUCCCUCCUGCGGCGGAGCACCGACGCCCUGGGGGUCUCUUCAUCGCAAUUUCUUUCGCUCGGGGAGUCAAACCCUUUGCAGACGACUUAGACAGGGAACGGGGUGUUGUAAGCAGU